This is a messenger RNA of Anas platyrhynchos (mallard), 2791 nucleotides long. RefSeq names its product dynein assembly factor with WD repeats 1 (gene DAW1). The record is from RefSeq and is a predicted model, not a curated record. Lineage: Eukaryota; Metazoa; Chordata; Aves; Anseriformes; Anatidae. Gene Ontology annotation, molecular function: protein binding.
GGGUGGCGGCGCACGCGCGCAGGCUCUGUUUGGCCGUUGCCGUGGCAGCGGGACGGGGCUCGGGGCUCGGGGCUCGGGCUGGCGGCGCACGAUGGGGCUGAGGCGGCUGCUGCUGCGCUACUACCCGCCGGGAAUUAUUCUGGAAUAUGUACAAGGUGGUGAGCCGAAGACCAGACCUAUAGACCUACUUGAUCUUAGUCCUGACACAGAUGUAAUAGCCUUAGUAGAAGAAAUUCAAAAAGGAGAACCUCUCAUCACAGCUUCAUGCAAGGAAUAUGUCAUAAAUUUAGUACGAAGAUUGCAGGAGAAGCUAGGGGAACAAGAAGAUCACAAGUUCUAUCUUUUUAAGGUCCUUAGGGCACAUAUGUUACCACUGACUAAUGUAGCAUUCAAUAAAUCUGGUUCUCGCUUUAUCACUGGAAGCUAUGAUAGAACCUGCAAAGUAUGGGAUACUGCAUCAGGAGAAGAGCUACGUACACUGGAGGGACACAGAAAUGUUGUUUUUGCAAUAGCUUUCAAUAACCCUUACGGUGACAAGAUUGCCACUGGAUCAUUUGACAAUACCUGCAAACUGUGGAGUACAGAAACAGGAAAAUGUUACUAUACUUUCAGAGGACAUACUGCAGAAAUUGUAUGUUUAUCAUUUAAUCUUCAAAGCACAUUGGUGGCAACUGGAAGCAUGGAUACCACUGCCAAGUUAUGGGAUAUAGAGAAAGGAGAAGAAGUAGUUACUUUAAGUGGGCAUUCCGCAGAAAUUAUUACAUUGUCUUUUAACACCACCGGAGAUAGGAUUAUCACUGGCUCCUUUGACAAUACAGUAGCAGUGUGGGAGGUUGUCACUGGCAGGAUGUUACAUACUUUAAUAGGCCACCGAGGAGAGAUUAGCAGUGCACAGUUCAACUGGGACUGUUCUCUCAUUGUCACUGGAUCAAUGGACAAAACGUGCAUGCUGUGGAAUGCUAUGACUGGGGCACAUAUAGCAACUUUAACAGGUCACAGUGAUGAGAUACUGGAUGUCUGCUUUGAUUAUGCUGGCCAGCGUAUCGCAACAGCCUCCGCUGAUGGAUCAGGAAGAGUCUAUAAUGCAGAAACAAGAAAGUGCAUUGCAAAACUAGAAGGGCACGGAUGUGAGAUUUCGAAAAUAUGUUUCAACCCUAAAGGCAAUCGUAUACUAACAGCCAGCUCCGAUAAAACAGCUCGACUCUGGGAUGCUGCUACUGGACACUGCCUUCAGAUAUUAGAGGGUCACAGUGAUGAGAUAUUCUCCUGUGCUUUCAAUUACAAAGGCGAUAUAAUCAUUACAGGGAGCAAGGAUAACACCUGCAGAAUAUGGCACUGACUGAAGACAAGGAAAGAUCCAGUAUAGUAUGUGCCUGCAUCAUGAGUUUUGUAGUCAAUAAACUCAGUCUUCAGAUCGUUUUUCUAUUAACCCAUUUGUUGUUUCAGCUUUGCUGAAGUAACCAAGUUACCUAGAUUUUGAUAGGUUAGACUUACUGAUGUCUAGUAGAUGGAGAAUCACAGAGUAGCAGAAGUGACCUCUGGAGAUUGUCUAGUACAAUAUCCCUGCUCAGAGCAUGUCAGCUCAGCAGGCUGCCCAGGGCCCAGUCAAGUGGGUUAUGAAUAUCUGCAAGGAUGGAGACUCCACAGUUUUUCUAGGCAGUCUGCUCUAGUGUUUGAUCACCGUCACUGCUGAAGUGGAAUGCUUUUUUGUAUUUCAGUUUGUGCUUGUUGCCUCCUCACUCAAUACUACUGAAAAGAGUCUGGCUCUGUCAUCUCUGUUACCUGAGAGAAAUCAUGAUUAGCAUGAAUGAACCUGGGACACCCCCAUUUCUUUGUGUCUUCGUUUUCUUGUAGCUCUCCUAAUAAAAAUAAAUAAAUAAAAACAAAAAAUACAGCAUUAGUAUACUCUCAAGAGUGAAAGGUGUGUUGUUAUGCACCUGCUUUGAGUAAUUUUGUAUUUUUUUGUGUAAUAAUAAAGUAUUGAGUUAAAACAUUAGUUUUGUUAUUUGUAAUAAAAUACCUCACUUGAUAUUUCCAGUGAAAAACAUUAAAAAUCAUUUAUGAACUGUAUUGCUACUAACUUUUGCAUGCAUACUGCAGUUAAACUUCUACUCAUACCCUUCCAUAUUUGCCCACACCUUUCCAUUCCAUUUUGGUCAUCCCUAGUUCUUCCAUUCUUAACUAAGGUAAAAAAAAAAAUAAAAAUAAUAAUUUUAGUAGCAACGUGAAACACUGCCCAUCUAAGAUUUGUAGCUAAGGAUCAUAGCAUGAGCUGCGAAGUGGAUAAUGAACUCCUGCAAGUUAUUUGCCAUCAUACAAUGAGCUCUCUCCACCAAUUGCCAACACGCUUCACCUGUGCUCAACUCUCCCACCUCCUACCAGAGCACCUGAAGCUGCAGCUGCUCUUUUCAGGUGAGUAGCAAAGUAGCAGAGCUGAGUGGUGACCUCUGUCAGGCUUGGAAGAAGGGAUGAAGAAGCAAAGAGGGUAGGAUAGAAGAAAAUAAGUGAUGAGGUAUUGAGUAAGAGAGACAAGGAAGAAAGGAAGCACGUAGCAGAGAAUGCACUUGAAGGUACCCAUGAGACUAUGUGCACUGUGCUUCAGCCAAGGCAGAGCAGAAGUGAAACUCAAGCCCAAACAAGCACUUGACAGUCAUAUAAGUUGAGCCCUUUCCCAUGAAUGAGGAAGAAUUGAAGAUUACUUUCAGAGGGUAUAUGAUCCAGAUGUUACCGACUCUUGUCCCUCGGCACCCCUUGGAUGGACAAGUUAUCAAAUCAAAAAGUAUAACUAGUU